AUGAGACUUCAUACAACCGCAAAGUCGGCCACACUGUUGGCCGUGCUCCUGCACAAGGACGCCAUUGCCUUUACUACUUCUCCAACAAGAUGUGAGGAUGGAAGAAGACAGCCAAGACCAUCGUUUCGCACGUUUUCUCCCAGCCAUCAGCUGUCCAUGACAAAGAAUACUGAUGAUGGAGACUUUGCCAGCAAUACCAGAAGUAUCAAUGACAAUCAACGGAGGGCCCUGUUGGCGGGCAUUGGAGGAUUGGCGGCUACUCUCGGCUUGCAACCGGAGCCAGCCAAUGCUCUACUGGGUGGUGGCGCCACCGUUGUGGAUGCCGCAGAAGCAAGAAGAAUUGAAGUCUUUGAAAAAGUCGCUCCUUCGGUCGUCUUUAUCGAUACCUUUACCGAACGGAGAGAUGUCUUUACUACCAAUGUCAUGGAAGUCCCCUUGGGAACUGGCUCUGGAUUUGUGUGGGAUAAUGAUGGACACAUUGUCACAAACUUCCAUGUGGUCCGGGACGCCAAAUUUGCUCAGGUUGCCAUUUUGACCAAGGGUGGAGGCGGCAUCAACAACAAACCACAACCUCGGCUGACAUCGGCCACUCAAAAUCCAUUCGAAACUCCUCCCACAUCGGUUGACAGUGUAUUGCCCUAUACGUCCAUGAGACCCAACAGUGAUGCAUCACGGUCGGUCUACAAGGCCAGAGUAGUCGGUGUAGAUCCCAGCAAAGAUAUUGCCGUACUCAAAGUGGAUGCACCCAAGAAUGAACUCUUCCCAAUCUCGGUGGGGACAUCCACGGGGAUCAAGACGGGACAGCAAGCUUUGGCCAUUGGGAAUCCAUUUGGAUUGGACCAUACUCUCACAGCAGGUAUCAUCAGUGGAGUAGGCAGAGAAGUUAGAAGUCCCAUUGGCAGGCCUAUAUCCAAUGUCAUUCAAACUGACUGCGCCAUCAACCCAGGGAACUCGGGUGGACCACUCUUGGAUUCUUCAGGGAAACUCAUUGGAAUGAACACAGCAAUCUACUCGCCUUCGGGAGCCAGUUCAGGUAUUGGCUUCGCCAUUCCAGCAGACACCGUCAAGUUCAUUGCCGAAACGCUCAUUCGAGAUGGUCAAGUGGUCCGUCCAGUGCUGGGCAUUUCGUACUUGGAAUCGAAACAAGCCAAAGCUCUGGGUAUCCAGAGUGGUGUGUUGGUGUUGGACGUUCCAGAGGAUAGUGCCGCCUAUAGAGCUGGUAUGAGAGGUACUCGAAGAACCGAGUCUGGGCUGAUUGAACUAGGCGACAUCCUUUCCAAAGUGGGCGACACGGUCAUCAACACGGAAUCAGACUUGUUCCGAGCCUUGGAAAACUACAAACCUGGCGAUAAGAUCGAUAUCACGGUCAACCGAGUGUCCGUGGAUCCUACCAGCACCAACACGGGUGUGACACUGAAAGAAUUGAAAAUAACCAUGCCGCUUCAGUCGUCGGUCGACAUUGAACGAAAGAUGAAUCUGUACUCGGCACCACCUCGGUUAGUGCCACAACAAUAA
Seminavis robusta is the source of this 1515-nucleotide messenger RNA. NCBI's taxonomy places the organism in Eukaryota, Bacillariophyta, Bacillariophyceae, Naviculales, Naviculaceae. The record is from the annotation of a GenBank genome assembly.